AUGGACCACGUUAGAGGAGAAUCAACACCAGUCAUACCAACACUUAUUGCAUUGAUCUAUGCGAUUUAUGUGGACCCCAAGUCACCCUCUGAAUCUGAAUAUCUAGCAUUGGUUGAGGGAGAUUUGGGAGCAGAGAUAUGGAAACCUAAAACCACUCUAAUUAACUGGUUGAAGGAGCCAACCAAGCCCGAUUGGUAUUAG
This is a messenger RNA of Marasmius oreades (fairy-ring Marasmius), 201 nucleotides long. RefSeq lists its product as uncharacterized. NCBI's taxonomy places the organism in Eukaryota, Fungi, Basidiomycota, Agaricomycetes, Agaricales, Marasmiaceae. The transcript has a single exon. The record is from RefSeq and is a predicted model, not a curated record. Bases 1 to 201 code for a protein of 66 amino acids.